GAGGAUCAUCAUAAUACUUACCUUAUAAAAUUGGGUAAAGGAUUUAGUGAGUUGAAAUUAAAACUUAGAAUACUAACUGACACACAGUGAUAUAUAUGUACAUAUAUAUUUCUAUUUGUAUUAAUUGUAGCAGAAGUAGUAUGUACAUUGGAAUUUGUAUAACCAUUAGCAUAAUGCAUGAUACAUAAAUUCUCAAUGAUAUACAAAGGGUACUGAAAAUUUUUUGUGGACUUUAUGUACCUAACAUUAGGCUGGGUGUUUUCAUGCAUCUUUGUUACCCAAUCAGACAACCUGCCAGUUGCUUCGUUUUUCUUGUCUGGUGAGACUGAGGGACUUGCCUUGCAUUAGACAAUUAAGUGAAAGCCUUCAUUUUAUAAUCAUAUUGUAACACCAGUUCCUGUGUUCCUCCACAGUCAUUGACUGAAGUUUUGUUAUACUAGAUAGUCAUGGAUAAAUGUCUGUAAGACUCACAGUAAUUGUUGACUUAACUGAUACCUUUAUUUAUUUCUUUCAAUAGAAUCAGUAAAUAAUUUUUCCCCCAAAUCAUCGUCAGGAUUUCUUCUCUGUGGACAUGGUAGUAGGAAAUUAUACCAUACCAAAUUAUGCCUGAGUUCAUUUUGGUAGGCUUUUCGGCAAACCCCUGGUGGCAGCUCAUUUUAUUUGUAAUAUUUCUGACCUUCUAUUUGAUAACCUUGUCAAGGAACAUGACCCUGGUUACCUUAAUUCAUAUUCACUCCUGCUUGCACAUACCUGUGUACUUUUUCAUCGACAAUUUGCUUUUUUUUGACUUUUGUUACAUCUCUGUCUAUAUUCUCAAUAUCCUGGCCAAUUGUAUCUCAGAAGAUAAACACAUUCCCUUGGCUGUAUGUGGAGCCCAACGGUUCUUCUCCUGUGUUGUAGCCUAUGCUGAGUUCUAGUUCCUUGCAGCCAUGGUGUAUGACUGCCACAAGGCCAUCUAUAACCCAUUCCUUCAUUCAGGUACUAUGCCCAGCUCUCUGUGUAUUGGCCUUGUUGCUGGCUCUUACAUAGGGGGGUUCAAGAAUGCAACAGCCCAUAUUGCCAAAACUUUCUGCCUUAGUUUUUAUGGUAAAAAUAUCAUGGACCAUUUCUUCUGUGAUGUACCACCAUUGGUAAAAAGGUCUUGUACAGAAACCCAGGGCUAUGAAAAAGUCCUCCUGGGUGUGGUAGGCUUCACCAUUCUCUCUGGCAUUCGCAUCUUGAUUUCCUGUUUCAACAUCCUUCUGGCUAUUCUGAGAAACUGCUCAGCCUGUGGAAGGUGCAAGACCUUCUCCAUCUGUGCUUCUUACCUCAUCUCAGUCAUGUUCUUCUAUGGAUCUUUGCUCUUCAUGUAUUCAAGGCCAAGCUCCACCCACUCUCUGGAGAAAGACAAAGUGGCUGCCUUGUUCUACACUGUGGUCAGCUCAUUGCUGAACCUUAUCAUCUAUAGCCUGAGAAACAAAGAUGUCAAAGAGGCCUUCUGGAAAGCAACAUAGACCAUAAGGACACAGAGAGAAAUGUUAUCUUUUUGAAGAAUGCUCUCAUUGCAU
Phyllostomus discolor (pale spear-nosed bat) is the source of this 1547-nucleotide messenger RNA. RefSeq names its product olfactory receptor 9G4-like. Gene Ontology annotation, molecular function: odorant binding; olfactory receptor activity. Lineage: Eukaryota; Metazoa; Chordata; Mammalia; Chiroptera; Phyllostomidae. The record is from RefSeq and is a predicted model, not a curated record. Gene Ontology annotation, biological process: G protein-coupled receptor signaling pathway; sensory perception of smell. Gene Ontology annotation, cellular component: membrane.